This is a messenger RNA of Suillus discolor, 2775 nucleotides long. RefSeq lists its product as uncharacterized. The record is from RefSeq and is a predicted model, not a curated record. NCBI's taxonomy places the organism in Eukaryota, Fungi, Basidiomycota, Agaricomycetes, Boletales, Suillaceae. Bases 1 to 2775 code for a protein of 924 amino acids. The transcript has 21 exons.
AUGCUCAAGAAGCAUUCGAGAAGUCGAUCGCUAACUUCCCCCGAUGGCGCCACCUCACUCAUUUCGAAAUCCGUUAUCAACAUUACAUUCACUGAUGGCAACAAAUACCAGGACCUCUCUAAGCGAUCGAUGCCGAGCUCUUUAGUUUUCGAUGCUGAGCUCAAGGCUUAUAUUACAUGCGCUGAAGAGUCGGAGGUCGAGAAAUUGAAGCUUGACUGGAACUUUCCGAAGACCCACCUAUGGAAACAUGUUCUUCAUGGCCCCCUCAAAGACACCUAUCACCGUCGAACGAAUGGAAAGGAUAUCGCUGACUGCAAAUACUUCAGUAUUGAUCACCACAAAUUCGCCUCGAAACUUCUGAGAGAACGUGUCAACACGCUUGAUGAACACUGCCGCCUUAAUGGCCACGUAAAACUUGGCUCUCCGGUGCCACCCUUAGACAUCCUGGGUGUUGAGAGUCGUGGUCAAAUGGAUCGUCCAUUUCAAUCUUUUCGUCGGAAAUUUAGUGAAUUCAUCAACAAUGCUCUGCCUACCUAUGGCCAUCAACUGACGAGUUGGGUUACAUUCCCAGGCGAUUUCAAGAUUCACGAGCACCGCUAUCUCAAGGUGAACUAUGAGUCGGCUGUGGACUGGAGGCAAAAUACUGACCACCUUCGGUGCAACCCCAAAUUCCAUGGGCGGCCACGAUUCGAUCACGCGCUCAUACAACUGACCGCUGAGGAAACAGCCUUCGUCCAGCUAAUUUUCAUGUUCAGAUGUCAUAUUUCGAAUCUCGGGCCCUUCGAAUUCGCACUUGUUCAACCAUACACUGCUAGAGUCGGUCCUCGCAGAACAGACUCCACCUUCAAGCUUACUCGUGUCAAGGCUGUCCCGAGGUCGUCAUCAAUAUUUGUCCCGCUUAAAUCUUUCAUUCGAAGGAGCUGUUCUAGUGACAUGUUUUCUGCGAAUGAAACACAUAUGAGAAUAUCCAAACAACAUGCGUGCAUUUUUACCAAAGAUGCCUCAAACCCGCCUCCAAAUUCAGACGAGAAAUAUCCGAACAACACGCAUGCGUUUUUCACCAAAGACGCCUCCAAAUUUACACAAGAAUACCAAACAACACGCGUGCAUUUUUUUUACCAAAGACGCCUCAAACCAGCCUCCAAAUUAGACCGGAGAUAUCCGAACAACACGCGUGUGUUUUUUACCAAAGACGCCUCAAACCAGCCUCCAAAUUUACACGAGGAUAUCCAAACAACACGCGUGCAUUUUUUACCAAAGACGCCUCAAACCAGCCUCCAAAUUAGACCGGAAUAUCCGAACAACACGUGUGCAUUUUUUACCAAAGAUGCCUCAGCUCAGAAUUGCCUAGCACUUACAGUAUCUGGGAGCGACUUGGAUGCAGUAAGGACGGUCCUGGCUGUCCCUGGGCCAGAUGCACAAAUGCAUGAUGUUCGAAAGGCCCUUGCGGUAGCCCAGCAAGCUUACCAUGCAACACGUUCUGAACUACGGGUCCUCAAGAAACAGUAUCUCACUCUUUCAUCUGCAAUUCCUGCUCGCAGCCGCAACCGCAUGCUCAAGAAGACGUCUCCACUGGAUUCCAGCAUCACCCACCAAGGACAGAAGUAUACCCUGUUUAGUCAUUUCUGGGUCAUAAACGGUCUGUUUCCGACUUCUCCUCAACCUGCUAAUGUCGACCCACGCGCCGCUACACGUUGGAGCUCUCCCGAUGCGAAGCUUAAAGGUGCAAUGGCUGAGCUGUAUCAGAUCAUACCUAAAGACUUGCACACCUCCAUGGAAACCUAUCCACGUUUCGGAUCAUUGUUUCGUUCGGCAGUCAGCUCCGAGAGGUCAAACAUUCUGCACAGUAUCAAGGAUUGUGCAGGUGUUAUAUUCUCUCCUUUCAAGCUCGACCCCAGCAUCUUUGCCGACCAGCCUUCCAAAAAGCAGGACAACAAGGAUCUCCUUGUCCUGCUCAAGAGGAAUGGAGAGGGCGAUUACAUCCGCCUUGCACCUGUGCUAUUUGCGAAGCCCAAUGCUAUGUCAGCCGAUGAUUUCCUCAAGUCUCCAGUGCUCGUCAAAAUUAUUCGCGUUGAAGUGUAUGGAAAGGCGAUACUUGGUGGGAAGACAAGGGGCCAUCCAAAGGGCAGGGGUCUGCGAAUGGGUGCGCAGAGUGUUACUGAGGGUAUGAUUGCUGGCGCUGCUAUAUUGGCACGUUUCUUGUUAACGCACGAUACCGAGCUCACUGCGACCGGAGCAGAGACGAAGAUCGAUUACCAGAAGGAUUACGACUUCUAUCUGGAACACUUAUUCAAAAGCUCUCCAUGGGCAAUUGGCGUGAUGGAAUACUUCAAUAAGGAAGUUUUCAACACCCGUGCAGCGCUAUUGAGUGCACCCGCAUCCGUUGUACCCUCUGCCUCCAUCCCUCGCACCUGGGAAGAUGACCUAUUGGAGGAAUUGGAUAAUCCUGUUGCUCGUGCACCCUUCGCCGAACUCUUCCUGUUUUCCGCGCACCCUCGCCGGCUCUUUCCAAUCUCUCUGCUCUUUCUGCAGCGCCUGCAGAUCCUACCACCCAGGAUGACUGUAUCAUUGUCUCAACAUCAAUGUCAAUCAGCCAGCCACGUGCCGGCGUGUCUUCUACGCAGCUACAGGUGGAUGUUACGCAGACUGAACCAGCAGGUGGAAAAGCAUGGCGUCAGGGGUCGUAUUUCAGCUCAGCCUGUCCCUGCUGCUGUACCAGAUGUUCCGAAACCCAAACACAUUAGCACACGCAGCAAGAAACCAACAACGAGGUGA